Porites lobata is the source of this 5324-nucleotide messenger RNA. NCBI's taxonomy places the organism in Eukaryota, Metazoa, Cnidaria, Anthozoa, Scleractinia, Poritidae. The record is from the annotation of a GenBank genome assembly.
AUGGCUCUCAACUUCGAACACACAAGACAACUUUGCAGAUUUAUAAUUCUUCUGUCAACGUUAAUACUCUAUAUGUGCAUUUGUGCUGCAAUUUACAGCUUGCUGGAGAAAGAAAACGAUCGGACACAGUAUAAUCUCUAUCAGGGGUUAAAGAAAAGCUACAAGCGAAAGUAUAAUUUGAGUGAAGAUGAAUUCAUCAAGUUUGUCAAGGAUGCGAGCAUAAUGUACAAGAGAGGGUAUAUGGGCGAAUACAGGGACUACUGGAAUUUUUACCAUUCGUUCUGGUUUACAAUCACGGUAGUCACUACGAUAGGUAAGCCUCGGUUUCACAUAUUAUCCAGUUAUAUACUGAUUAUCGUACUUGUAGUUGGGUACAUUUGAACACAGAUCGACCCACCGCGGUGUAGAAUGUGAGGUAGAUGCGCGUUUAUGCUGAAUUGAUUUUUUAAUUUGGAGAAGGGGGGAGAUUUUUUCCUUUUUUGGAAACUUUGCAUUUUGCUAGUACCUUUAAAUUUGCAAUUUUGCAGAAAUAUCGGGUAGAAAAUAGGGCAAAUUUCAUGGCAAUAAAUAACUACCGUACGACAAAUUUAAUUUUUUCAAAUUGCCAAACAAAAUUGUAGCGUAUAAGUGCGUAAGGUUAACAACGAAAAAGACGAUGUUCUUGGGAUUUCCGCGUUUCUUCGAUCGGCUCAAAUAAUUGCUCUUUUCUGCUUGUUACAAAUGCGUUUCAUUCUCAGUGUUUUCUUCAACAUCGGAUGAUUUUUUCUUUCAAGUGUAAAAUAAAAACACAGACUAAUGUGACAUGAUUGGUUCUCUUCGCUUUGAAAAUAUUCACCAAUUUAUCGGUGACAUCUGUCUCCAAGAUAAGUAAACGUAACAUUUUCCCUAUAUCUUUGGUUUACUUUUGACAUUAAAAAAUCUAGUGUGUAACAGUCGUCUUCCGUUUGAAGCCGCGCUCGACUCAUCAUAGAAAAAGACCGAGAUAUUUCGAAGGCCGAUAUAUCUGUAUAUCAUCAUUUCGGGAAGAACAAAGAGGUUUUAAGCUUUAAAUGCAAAGUGACUCGCAAUUGUCUCUGUUGUCUCGCAAUAAAAAAAAUUUUGUCGAUAAGCUUCUUAUGCAAUACGUCCAAUACGGCGGCCAUACAUGACAUUAAGACUAUUCAGCACUUUUAAGAUAAAAGAAUGAUUUAAUAUUUUAAUGCCAAAAAUGGAAAAUGAUCAUGAUGAAUGGUCAUUUUGCUCCGUCAUACAUCUUUUAAAUAUGACAGGUUAAAGAGAGAGAUAAAGUUGCUUUAGAAACCAGCCCGAUAUGAAGAUCAUAACGACUCAGUUAUUAAAGGCCCAUAUUCACCCUAGAUGCAUUUCGCGCCCUGUCCUCCAGAAAAAAAAAACAUUUCGCGUCGUUGAAAAUCACUGCCUUCAGUGUGUAGAGUCAAUCUUUGUUAAUCUUCCACAGUUCGCUAAAUCUGGUUUAAAAUUAAGAAAGUCUAAACAGGUUUUUUUUUGUAUUUUCUUUACAUCUUUUUGGAUAUUUUGGUCCGGUAUCGAACCUUUUUGUUUCUGUGAGCCCCGGGGGGGAACACUUGGGUAUUUUUUGGGUGGGUACGUGCCGCCCAAGACUCCAAAUUGGCACCCCGUUUUAAAAAAAAUUUCCCCUAAAACUGAUACCCCGUUCUAGAAAUGGGCCAAUUUUUUAUACCCCGUUCUAGAAUUCGCCCUAAAACUGAUACCCCGUUCUAGAAAUGGGCCAAUUGUUCAUACUCUGUUUAAGGGUGCAACAAGAGUACAACAGUUCGCUUUGUUAACUCAUUGAACCGUAUUUUUAAAAGCAAUCUGUCCUUGAAUAAUUAUAAUUUCAAAUGGCUGCUUACAAAACCGGAGCUUUCGUGCGUUCGAAAUAUUAUACCCCGUUCUAGAAAAUGCCUCUGAAAUGGAUACCCCGUUCUAAAAUCACGAACUCCGUUGGGCGGCACAUAACCGGCCGUAUUCUCGGUUUUCACAUGACGUCAUCAAAAUUCAAACUAAGAAACUAUCGAUUCUUCUGAGAUUCUGAGUUUCAUGAGGUAUUACAGCACCCCACCUUUAUUUAAACAGAGGUUUGGUUCGCUGUUUUGCGAUAGUUUGUUUCACCGUCGACGGGGGUUUAGCCGGCCGGGACUGUGGGUUAAAAAAUUCGUCUCCGUGAAUCCGUUUCUUUAAUCUCUGGAGAGAUAGGAAAGAAGCUCUUGGCUGCAAAUUCUACAGUCAGCGUGUUGCCGAGUUCCGUCUAAAUCGAAUGUUCAUUUGUAAACAAAGGUCCCGUUGAAAUCAGUUGAAAGCAAAACAAGCGAGUCAAUCUAAAUUGAACAAUGCUUUAUUUAAUUUAACCUAUGAAGCGAGUGAUAUCCUUUACGUAAACUUAUUGACCUUCAUUAUGUUCAUCGGACUCAACAAAGCAUCCACACGCGUUCACUACCAGUUUAAAUUUUGAACUGCUUUCUCCGGUGACAUUUAACGAAGUGGGCGAUAUAUCUUCCUCGAUUUGGAAAAGAAUUAAAGUCUUACUGGCUUCUUUGAUACUGUCUCUUUGAGCUUCGGUCAAGCGUGAAAAAAGCUAGUCUCCCUCGCAGUCGUUUUUAGUAUCGUCAAGCAACGCUCCUCAAAAGUGGAAGCCAGUCAAAAACACUGCAUUUGACAAAAGAAUCGUUCAAACCAAAAACACAAGCGCGCAAAGCCGUUUCGGUGGACAUGGGCCUUUAAAACAGUUGUUUCGAGAAAGGUUGUCAGGGUGCAUGCGUCUUACAUUUGGCGAUAACUUGUUCCCGCCACUACGACAUUAGGGCCAUUUAUACGAGGAAAAAUAAGACGCGAACUGUACCAUUUAUACGAGCAUGUCUUGUCUAAUAAGACACGUCUUAGCUAAGCCGCGUCUUAUUUUAGCCGAAAUGUGCCGUUUAUACGGAAAGUUCGCGUCUUAUUUAAGACGCGUCUUAUGUAAGACGCGUCUUAUUUUUCCUCGUAUAAAUGGCCCUAAUCUCGCUAAAACUAGUAGUAGAUUGAUGACGACUAGAUUUUCCCACCAAAAUGACGCUGGUUCACGCGUCAGCAACACUCAGCGAAAAAUUUCGCACACGUAGUCGUUCUCUUCUCCGAAUCUAAAGAGCUCUUAAUAGCUUAGUGCUACCUAUUUUUGAUUAUGCUGAUUUAGUCUGGGGUGACAAGGACAAUGUCUCACUUAUGAAGGAAUUGCAAAUUCUCCAAAACAAAGCAGCUAAGUUGAUAUUAGAUAGAUCACCUCACUCCUCAUCCACCGAUGCAUUGAUUGUCUUGAGAUGGCUGAAUCUUGAAGAACGUAGGAAAUGUCAUCGAUGUAUAUAUGCAUACAAGUGUAUUAAUGGCCAACUUAAUCAUUCUUUGGACAUUGUAAGAAAGAGUGAUAUACAUUCCUACAAUACGCGCAAUAACGAUACUAUCAAGCUCCCCAAAAUUAAAUAUAAUUGGGGAAAACAACGUUCGCGGUACCACUGUUUCAAAGACUUUAAUGAAUUAGAGAGAACUGUAAGAAACUCAGCAAGUUUUCCAAUUUUUAAGAAGUGUCUUUUUCUGCUUUUUAUAAUUGAGUACUUGUAGUGUGUAUGUUUUAAUUAUUUCUGUAACUCGAUUUUAGCUUGAAUUUUUUUUUUUUUUUUUUUUUUUUUUUUUUUUGUAUCAUAUAUAUCGAUUUUAGCUUAACCUUUUUAUAUUUUAAUUGUAUUAUAUAAUAUACAUCUCGUAAUUAGGACCUCUAUGUAAACCACUCUUGUGAUGGAGCAUCCUAUUAAAAGAUUGUUAUUAUUAUUAGCUCUCUAGUAUAAUUAAUGCCUUUGCCCGUAGACAAAAUGUUCCUGUAGCGUUGUGAGGAAGAUAUCAAACAAGGGGGAAGUAACCAUAAUAAUGGUUCUGGUGAUUUUAGCAGACAGUAUUGAACAGCAAAAUAAGGUUCAUUUUUUUAAAGAUUUUACCACCCAGACGACAGGAAACAGUUUCAAUUCCUAAACAUAGACAUGAACUCUUGAAACUAAAGUCAGGGUCGGCCAAGGUUUUGGGGUAUACGGUAUACCGGGGCUUUUUAAAUCGGGUAUACGGUAUAUUGCAGCUUAAAUACGGGUAUUCGGUAUAUCACUUUCUUUGAAUUUCAGGUAUUAAGUAUACCUGGGUAUAAUUUUGGGUAUUUUUGGGUAUUUUAGCGAAUUUUUUUCGGGUAUACUGGUAUACCACUACCCCUCCUGGCCGACCCAGUAAACUGGCCAAUUUUUGAUAUACUGUACUUACUAUCUGUCGUCUUUUGGUUAUAAAUAGCCUUCAGUAAAUUUCGGAAAUCAGCGCAACCUACAGAUUAGUUGGUCAGUGUCUUAGCUAUAUCUGCCAGCAGAUACUUGACUAGUCUGUAAAUUGCGUGAGCAAUGGAUGAUUACCAAUAUUGUGCGCAUUGCGCAUUAGUCAGUGAUCUGUUAACAAAUUACUUAAUAAGGUUGCAUUGAUUUCCAAAAAUUUACUGUAGGUUCUUAGCCAGUGAGAGGACAGAUAUAGUGAGUAUAAUUUAUAAUAAAACAUAAAGUAAACUUAUAAAAUUAACAGCUGAUCGACCGGUCUUUAAGUCUGUGGUAUUACAUUUUACGAUUGGAUUCUGACAACGCUUUGUGUUUUAACGUUUCUUUACAGGAUUUGGACAUAUCGCCCCCGUGACAUUUGCUGGCCGACUUUUCUGUAUUUUUUGUGCCUUGAUUGGAAUCCCUUUAAAUUUAGGUGUACUAAAAACCGUCGGUGAACGAAUUACAAAGUACAUCCGCAGCACUGUCAAACACAUCGAGAAGAAGUACUUAAAAAGAAGACGUCCAAACCGUGUUGGAUUUAAAGUCGCUGGGGUGGCAUUCAUUAUGAUGGUGAUAGUUCUGCUGGUGGGCGGGGCAUCAGACAUGGUGUUCGAUGGAUGGACAUUUUUUGACGGAGUCUACUUCAACUUCAUCACAUACAGUACAAUCGGUUUUGGGGAUUUAUUUCCGCGAGUGGAAAAAGCCUCAAAACUGGAUGAGCUUGGUUUUGGUGAAAACGGCAAGCGUCUAUUCGUUUCAUGUAUCAUGCUAAUUUUUAUGAUCAUAGGAUUGUCUGUUACGUCAACAGUGAUAUGUUCGAUUUUGCAAGCAGUUGAAGAAAUGUCGCACGUCCCCGCAACCUGGACAAGUGUCAGGAGUUCGGCCAUCUUCAGCCGAGACGAUUCUGUUAAGUUAGAAAGUAUAAAAGAGGAAACGGAUGGAGGAACGAUGCAAAGUUGGACAGAGGAAAUAAAAUGUAACGAUACGAGUUAG